This is a messenger RNA of Hyalella azteca, 2516 nucleotides long. RefSeq names its product leucine-rich repeat-containing protein 24. The record is from RefSeq and is a predicted model, not a curated record. Gene Ontology annotation, molecular function: protein binding. NCBI's taxonomy places the organism in Eukaryota, Metazoa, Arthropoda, Malacostraca, Amphipoda, Hyalellidae. The coding region runs from base 525 to 2516 and encodes 663 amino acids. The transcript has 4 exons.
AAUAUUUUUGCAGAAAUUUUUCUUGGACUUUCUUCAGAAGAUACGUUCAAAUUACAGAUUCUUUGCAAGAAGAUUGUGUGCACCGAGUUUGAAUGCUGUUUCUGCAAGUGUCUUGCCGACCAACGGACAAGCUCCUCCUAUCAACGAUCAGUUCCAAUUUUUUUUCGACGCUAAACUUCAAUUGUGAACUGGAAGGCAGUUGUAAAAACAACGUUGCUGGUUGGUACAUCACAGUAAAUCGAAAUGAACCUAACAAAUCUAGCAACAUAUAUUCAUAAACAACAAGAAGAAACAGAAUUAAUAUAUACGAUAUCUGAUAUUCAUUUAUUGAUGAAAAAUAUUUUCAAAAAUAACAUCAGGCGCUUGAAUGAAACCAACGAUGUGGAAAAAGUGAGUGCAGAAUAUUUAUAAAUCAAAUGAUGUAACUUGAAAUAAACCACGGCGUUGCUUAUAGAGUCAAACGCACAAUUACAAACAAACUGUUCCGGCAGCAAUGUUGCCUAACAAAGCGAUCCGAUGUCGACAUGAUCAACAUCGCUUACCGUGACGCGGCUUGUUCACCGGGUUGGUUUUUUUGUGCCUUGCUCGCUUGUGGGCUUCUGGGACAAGCUUUGGCUGGAUGUCCCACUGUGUGCCAGUGCAAAUGGAGGGACGGAAAAGAGCACGUCAACUGUCAAGACGCGGAUUUUAUCGACAUACCAAAAGGGCUCGAUCCUACCACUCAAGUUCUCGAUUUGAGAAAUAAUAGACUAAUAAUACUCCCAAAAGGGGCUUUCAUCGAAACGGGUUUGGUUAACCUUCAAAAAGUAUGGAUGAAUUUUUGCCAGUUGAGGCUCUUGGAAAAAGGAGCUUUUGAGAAGCUUGCUAAUUUAGUCGAACUCGACCUGAGCGACAAUUAUUUGAACGCAGUCCCGACGGCUGCUCUCACUGACAUAUCAGGAUUACGGAAUCUCUACCUUGCUCGUAAUAAUUUAGGCCCUUUACAAGCUUCAAUCUUUACUUCGGUUCCUUCUCUCGUCCGUUUAGAUGUUAGUUAUAAUAAUAUUACCGCAAUCCACAAACAAGCGUUUCGAACAUUAUCACGCCUUGAGGUUUUAAAGUUAUCGGGUAAUCAUCUGACAACUCUCUCGGUAAACGUUCUAAAGCCUCUGGUCGCUCUGCACGGGCUUCAUGUUGAUAACAAUCCUUGGCACUGCGACUGCCAUUUACGACUUUUGCGUCAGUGGCUCUUCCAACGCAAUGUGGCCGCGUCUAUUCCUCCUCAUUGCGACAGCCCUGAAAGACUCAAAGGCCGAGGUUGGCAGACCCUCGGAGAAGACGAGUUUGUAUGCGUGCCGCUUGUGACAGCUGUAGCACAGCGAGUUCUAGCCUCGCAUGGAGACAAUGUAUCGCUUGCUUGUAGAGUGGAAACGGAUCCAAAUGCUGCAGUAACUUGGUUAUGGGACGAUAGGCCCGUCAUAAACACCUCGGCGCAGACGGACCACAGAUACAGAGUGCUUGAGUUAGUGGCUCCUAAAAGAGAUGCCCGAGUCUCGAACUUGACCAUUGCCGGGGCUGCUGUUCAAGAUCAAGGAAUUUAUCGGUGUGUUGCAGAAAAUAAAGCAGGGCGUGUCGAGACGAACUUAACCCUGAAAGUUUCUCAUAGAAUUAAAGAAACUGCACUCAUAGCGUUAGAUAAAGUCUUUGUUACGAGUGCUCUCUUCGGUAGUAUAGUUUUUAUUCUACUAGUUUGUACAAUAUCAUGUACAAUUUUAUACCGUAGAAAUCGAAGAAAUCGGAUGCCUAUUAAAGUAGUUUCUAAUACGAUUCAAGGAAGUCCACAAGUAUCUGUAAGAGACCAAAAUAGUCAACUAAGUAGAAUGAAAAGUGAAGUUGAUUAUCAUGUUGUGCCAACAUCAGAAAGUUUCAAUAAGUUCAAAGUAGUGAACGAGAACAGCCUCAUCACCAGUAAAGAUAGCAGCGGUGAUCAAAUCAUCUUCGAAAAACUAAACCCUCCAAACCCCCACUCUACCACUCCGGGGAAAAACGAUAAACAAAACACUUUGGGGCUCAAAGGCAUUUCCAAGACCGUUUCGUACGUCGAGAUGCCAAAAUCAGAGUCCGGGGAGGCUGAUCCUCUCCUGAAAGAAAUUUACAAAGAAACUAGUUUCGUUCGGUCGAGCGGCUUCACUAGCUCACAAACUUCUCUUAUUGGCUACAGCAGCCCCUUCCCAGAUCUUCUGGACCUGCCAACAUCUAACCAAAUGGGAUCAGUGGAUCGACUGCCUUUCUGUACAAUGCCAAGACGGGGUAAGCGGGACGAACAGCUCCUGCUGGAUGACCACACUCCAGGGCCUCAUCGACCGCCACUUUACCACCGGCCGGCUCACUUUUACCAGCGGUCCCACCGCUUCAGCCUGCGGGCGGGCGAAGAGUUCAUUAAACUCAGGGAGGCUACCAUAGCCGCGCUUGGUGGCGAGAGGAUAAGAUGGACGAGUGCACUCAGUCUGGAGCUAUCAUCUAACAGUUCGAGUUGA